Molecule: messenger RNA, 3636 nt
Organism: Nothoprocta perdicaria
Lineage: Eukaryota; Metazoa; Chordata; Aves; Tinamiformes; Tinamidae
Gene: OPRL1
Product: opioid related nociceptin receptor 1
Exons: 4
Coding region: 93-1202 (369 amino acids)
Biological process (GO): neuropeptide signaling pathway; sensory perception of pain
Cellular component (GO): membrane; neuron projection
Molecular function (GO): nociceptin receptor activity; neuropeptide binding
Source: RefSeq, a predicted model, not a curated record
AGGCUGCGGCCGCCGCUGUCGCCGCGUUGUCGCCGCGUUGUCGCCGGAGCGGAGCCUGCGCGCAGGUCCUUGGCGCGGGCUAGCGGUUCACCAUGGACCCCCUCUUCCCUGCCCACAUUUUGGAGGACCCCGACCUGAGGAAGCUGCUCAACGACUCCUCCAUGCUCAACCUGAGCUUCCUGCCCAGCAACUGGUUCAACAACGGCACCGGCGACGGCUUCUUGCCGCUCGGCAUCAAGAUCACCAUCGUGGUGGUCUACUCCAUCGUGUGCAUCGUGGGGCUGGUGGGCAACUGCUCCGUCAUGUAUGUGAUUGUCAGGUUCACCAAGAUGAAGACAGCGACCAACAUUUACAUCUUUAACCUUGCUCUGGCUGAUACCUUGUGCCUGAUGACCUUACCCUUCCAGGGUACAGACACGUUCCUGGGCUUCUGGCCCUUUGGCAAUGUCCUCUGCAAAAUUGCCAUCUCCAUCGACUACUACAACAUGUUCACCAGCACCUUCACGCUGACCAUGAUGAGCGUGGACCGCUACAUUGCCAUCUGCCACCCCAUCAAAGCGCUGGACAUCCGCACUCCCCACAAGGCCAAGGUGGUCAAUGUGUGCAUCUGGGCGCUGGCUUCUGUCUUUGGCAUCCCAGCCAUGGUGAUGGGAUCUGCAGAGAACGAAAACAACGCAGAAAUUGAUUGUCUAAUUAAGCUCCCAUCACCGGUGGAUUACUGGGAUCCCGUGUUUGGCAUCUGCGUCUUUCUCUUCUCCUUUAUGAUCCCCGUGUUGAUCAUAACCAUCUGCUACAGCCUCAUGAUCAGGCGACUCAAGAACGUCCGUGUCCUCUCAGGCUCCAAGGAGAAGGACCGAAACCUGCGGCGCAUCACCCGAAUGGUCCUGGUGGUGGUGGCCGUCUUCAUCGUCUGCUGGACGCCCAUCCAGAUCUUCGUGCUGGUGCAGUGCCUGGGUGCCAAGGCAGAAAGCGAGCUCGAGUUGGCCAUCUCCUGCUUCUGCACCGCGCUGGGCUACGCCAACAGCAGCCUGAACCCGGUGCUCUACGCCUUCUUGGAUGAGAACUUCAAGGCGUGCUUCAAGAAGUUCUGCUUCCCCACUGCCUUCAGGACUGAGCUCCAGAUGUCCAACAGGAUGUGCAGCAUUGCCAAGGACGUGGCUUACGCCUGCAAGAACUCGGAGGGGACUAACAAUCCGGCCUGACUAGGCAUGGAAAUUCCCAUGGUGGCCGUGGCCCAGCAGAGUCCGACCACCCCCACGUCAGAGCUGACUCAGAUAACGGCUCUUUAGCAGGACCUCAAAACUGAGAGGCAAUUCUGGGGGUCGGGAAAACCGGAUUCUGCAAGAGCCUGCAGAAGGUGAGCCAAAUUGAUGCAUUUUUAAUUCCAGUGCACCCUGCACUGCAGAAUGCGUUUGAAAGCAGCCCUUUGAUUCCCGAGAACCUCUUGUGGUUUGCAACACUAUGGAGACUUGGGGAAUUAAGGGGUUUAAGCCAGGCUUUGCUCCUGGGUCUUACAUCCUUGCUGCUGGGAGACGGACAAAAUGCAAACUCUUCUUCUUCCUCCCUGAGCUGUUUAAGAUGCCAUCGGCUCAUAGGGCUCACCGGGCGCUCGCGCGUGGAUUUUAUUCCUGCGGCAUUGCUCUGAAAUUAGACUUUGAAGCCACCAUGGGGAACAGCCGCCAGACAAAACCCUAGAUCAUCUCCAGGAUGAGUCAUCAUGCAGUGAAGGGAGCAGGGGAUGGGCUGGUGGAGAGAGAGAUUCCAGCUGUGCGGAGCCAGGUGAAGUGCCGGGCUUGGGAACCUUGGCGCCAAGCCUGGGGACAAGGACAAGGGCAGCUCCUGCGGAUGGAGGUCUGCAAUAAACCCUCUGCCUCGAGGGCUGGGACGAGACUGUUGGAACUGAGGAAUCUCAGGAGAGGAGAGAUGGAUGAAACGAACACAGAUGCGUGUUUACAUGCUGCUAUUGCUGUUUGGUUUUAUUUUAACCCUGUGUUUUCAGUGUGAUAGUGGACAGUGUCUAUCUAUAUAGACCCAUGGACAUCUCUGCAUUGCUAUAGGUACAGCUGUGCCUAUACCUCACUGGAUUUCACCUUGCCAAGCAUGCCUUGGAGAGCUUUCCCAGUAAGAGACGAAGGAAACUGUGGCCUAAAUAUGUGUAUAUUUCUGGGUAGAGGAAAGCUGCUUGGAAAGAGCUGGGCUGGCGGCUCCUCCAAAAGACAUGGACAUUUCUGCUAGGAGGGGCAGCCUGGGACAUUGCCACCCGCUCCACCUGAGGAACGGUGUACAAAGCAUCUCCAAAGGGUGGAGUUUGCAACUAUUUAUUUAUUUAUGAAUUUAUUUUAGUGAAGUGGUGGACAUGAAGUGGGGACAGAGGGUCCCUUUCCCCUUGAGAGCUUGGGAGAUGCUGCUGAGGAACCACCCCUCCUGCCAGCUGUGGAUUGAUUUUUAGUUUAAUUUUAUUAUUCUUUCCUCUCCCUUCCCAAUAGCACAGAGGAUAAUGUGUUAGAAUGAAAUGCCCUGUCAUUUCAUUUGAAAAUAGAAGCACUUUGGAAGAAUUUAAGCUCCAACUGCCCUCUGUGCAGGCUGGCUUGUAUUCCCCCUUAUCCUGGGAAGUUUUGGGAAUGGCAGUGAGUGGAGCUGAUUAGGAAUAAGGUGCUGACAUCCACUUGGAAAGGCAGGAUCAAUUCCAAUGUGAGAAAUGGCAGCAGCCUCUGAACUGUACAGUCUUUGUGUGUGAAUAUAUUGUGCUCUGGUCUAUGAGAUUCCGUAUUUUUAAUGUAUUGAUUUGCCAAUAUUUUAAUGCUGUCAUGUUCUUUAUAUAUGCUAUAUAAAAGAAUCCAAUGUUAUAUUUCUAGGUAGAGAGUUUCCCUUAUGGUUGGGCUUAAAAUAUAGGUGCAAUUCCAGUGUCCCACGUGUGGGGCCCAGAUUCCUUGUAAACUGCAUGAGCUGGAGAACGGCUCUGGCUAAUUGGUGGUUUAUUGGGAAUCUGGAGGGAUAUCAAACCUGGCAAAUAGAAAACACGACAAAUAGCACCUCUCUCGAAUAAAUGAAGAGAGAAGGGUGGAAAUCUGGGCACUUUGAGCACUUUUUAAUGGACAUUAACCCCCAAGCACUGCCUGGGAAAUCUUGUCCAGCCCCCCAGGCUAAAACCCCUUGUGUGCCCAGAAGCACCACCCAAGAUCCGAAGAUGCUGCCGCCGCAUCCCUGCAAAAUCAGGUUGGUGGCUCCUGUAUCCAUGGAUAAAUUAGCAGCACUGGGCAGUGAACAACCUCUUGCAAGCUGGAGCAGCUCGCUCAGGAGCAGCUGCCCUCCCUUUUUAGUUCUCAGUUGGGUUUUUCAAGAGAUUUCCGUCCUCUAAAAAUUACACCCGUAUUCGGCAAUUUUUCUAAUUUUGUUAUAAAGACUAUGCUGCGAUGAUCUUGCCUAAUGAAGUACUCGAUAAAUGUGCGUUUACGAAGCUUUUGGGUAAUUUUGUGGCCCUCGCAGUGAAUGUGUUUCGACAUUCUGUUCAAUGCUCAGUGGAAUUUGUUAUCGGAGCAAGAAACCUGAAAGCAGAAGCUUUAUCGUCCUGUGCCUCUGGAGCUAAAGGCUCGGGAGCAGCCGGCUGGCUGAAACGCGGGCUCUUUAGUUCUCCUC